UUAUUAUUAUUAGAGAAUGUGGUUAAACUUUAUAUUUGAUGUGAGUAUAUACGUUAGUGACGAUUUCGAGCGUUUACUCAGUAUGCAUGCGCGAGAAAAAUUUUUCUCAAAUCCAUCACUAAUUCAACUAACUCUGUAUAGGUUCGCCGAUUUGUAUGCAUAUGAAACAGUUAAGAGAUUUUGUACUUGGUGAAGUAUAGUUACCAAUAGUUUCUGUUAUAAAUAAGAGUCACUAUUAUUUACGUUUAUAGACGCAUUUCUAUAAAGGAAAGAUUGGUGAUCAAGAAACAAGGCGCGAGUCGCAAAAAAGUCGAACAGCUGAUGAAGAUCGUGAAUUCCAGCUGUGCAAUUGCGAAGACAGAAUAAUUAUAAACACAAGUUUAGAGAAAGAAAUAAGAACUCGCAAACGAAGAUAUCAAUCAAAAAAUAGGAAAAAGGGCAAUUCGAGUUCAAGCACAGGACUAAUAGUGCUAUAUAGGAGAAUUCUUAGGAGUUCUAUGGUGGAGUUAACGGCCAUACAGGAAUAUCGUUUGAGGAAGAACCAUGAUUUUGAUUGGGAUCAUGCCAAAGUUUUACAUGAGGAACACUUUUACUUAAAACGCCUGAUCUCAGAAAUGAUUUUCAUCAAAUUUCAGAAGCAUGGUCUUAACUCACGAGAAAAGAAUACUGAAUAUUUGGGCACCAGCUACUGCGGCUUGUUAUGAAAAUAAACUUUGUUUUGGUUUCCUUCUCUUCCACAAGUCGUUUCCGCAAUGUUAAUGCUAGAUAUAUAAAUCUGUAAUUAUUUGUAUUUCGUAGACGUGGCGACGUUAUCCUUAACAGGAUCGGUUUACUUUUAGCUGAACUCAACAAAGUACACCUCAAUGACGGGACGUGAGAUGAGCAAGGACGUAGCGGGAAUGAAUUCUGGAUCCUCCAGGGACGACAGCAGCACAGACAAUUCACGGUUCAACCAGCUCGCGGUGCAACUGCAGGAGGAUACCGUAGAUUCGACAAAACUAGUAAAACUACCUCCUUUCUGGAAGAACUACCCAGUACUAUGGUUUAUACAGGUAGAAUCUACAUUUGCGUUAUCUAGAAUUACUAGCGACGAGGUAAAGUACAGAUGCAUCAUACAAAACCUAGAGCCCGCGGUUAUGCCGUUUGUUUCGGAUCUGUUGAUGAACCCACCCUUCGUAAAUCGAUACGAAACGAUCAAGCAAAAGAUCAUCAGUUUGUUCGAAGAGACAGACGAGUGCAGGCUGCGGAAAUUACUGCAAGGAUACGAGCUGGGCAAAGAGAAACCGUCACAUUUUCUACAACGACUAAAGGACUUAGCUGGUGUGCGAUGCAGCGAUGCAGUAGUGCGAAUCCUCUUUCUAGAGCAUCUACCUGAUAAUGUCAGAAAAAUACUGGCCAUCAGUGAAGUCACUAACCUAUCCAAGUUAGGCCUGCAAGCUGACAAAAUCAUUGAGAUAUCAAAUGCCAACGUAUCGCAGAUAAUCAGCUCAGAUCAGAGAAAGGAAAAUAACAAUGACAGCAUGUCAGAGUUCAGUGAGCUGCGUGAGGCUGUGGAAGCCAUAGCUGCAGAAUUAAAUGAGUUGAAGCACCGACCACACUGUGCCAGACAGAGGAGUAGCUCCAGAGACAGAUACAGCAAGCGCAGAGUACCAAAGUCUCCCAGACCAAAAGCCAAGAUAUGCUACUACCACAAAAAAUUCGGAAACAGGGCCUUUCGAUGCUUGCUUCCUUGCGCAUAUAAAUUGCAAGCGGAAAACUAGACGCGUCGCAGGGUCAGGAGACGAGACUGGAUGGCGUAAGAUCAUCUCGUCUCAUAGUCGUGGAUCGAAGCGAAGGAACAAGAUUUCUGGUGGACACAGGCGUGGAUGUAUCUAUCUUGUCGAGAAGCAUGGUAAAUGGAAAAUUUAAUUUAGAUAAAUAUAAACUAUACGUGGCUAAUAAUACGCUGAUUAAUAUUUACGGUAUGAAGCUAGUCAGUGUAGACUUAGGAAUAAGACAUAAGACGGAAUGGACGUUUAUAGUAGCUGACGUGAAACAGGCGAUUAUAGACGCUGACUUUCUAGAACAUUACGGAUUGUUGGACAUCAGACGCAAGAUGCUACAGGACCAGACAACGAAAAUUCAGGUGCCCGGCGAGGUCGUGAAUCAGGAAAUAGGAGAGAUUAUUACGUUUGAUACUGCCAGCCCAUUUGCCGAUUUGUUGAAAGAGUUCUCGAAACCGGUGAGUGGGAAGCAACUGAGAUAUGACGUCAGACAUCACUUAGUUACAACUGGAUCACCGGUAGAACCGGCACGGAGAUGGUAGAACCGAACGGAGAAAGAGCGCAAGCAAUACGUGAGCAGAACAAGUCGGACAUUGGGAUCUGCAGACCGAACAGCCAGUGGAUCGAUUCUAGCUCCAAAGAGAGACGGAGAUUGGCGGUUAUGUGAUGAUCACAGACGCUUGAAAAAAGUAACGUUGUCGGAUAAAUAUCUCAUCUUUAUGACUUUGCAUAGAAGUACUCGCAAGAUGUACAAUUUUCACAACAUAGAUGUAGCAUGUUCAUGCCACCAGACAUCUGUAACAGAGGAUGACAGAGAGAAGACAGUAUUAAUAACGCUAUUCAGUCUAUACAAUGUCAUGCCAUUUGAAUUGAGGAAUGCGACGCAAACAUUUCGAAGAUUCAUGAACCAGAUACUGUAAGGAGUAAACCAUUGUUAUUGGUACAUUAGUAUGAACAGCAGCAAAAUUAGUUUAUGGAGUAACGAUUAAACUACCAGCAGAAUAUUGACGAACACUCAACAACAAGAUCUACAUGUAUUUAUUGAGAAAUUCCGAGAGAUAUCGACCUACGUGUAUUUAUUGAGGAGAUGAGAGAUAACGACCUACAUGUAUUUAUUGAGAAAUUCCGAGAGAAGAUGAGAGAUCAAACUAUCACCAACAGCACACCGCUGCCGGAAAAAAAUUAUUUUUCCACAGAAAGCUCAAGAUUCAUGUACACAUGUAUUCGCACGUAUGGAUAAGACAAAGGGACCACUAGACCUUACGGAGAACCUUGUCCUAUCUUCUGCAAAAUUUCCAGUUUUUUUGUUUCAGAUUUUAUACAAAGGCGAGACAAUGAGUGUUCCUAUCGAAAGACUGAAAUCAGUAUUUAUUGAAACAUUUGUCGAGAUCGAGACUGCCAUAAACAUGGACGAUCAGCUCUGCAUGUUCAGAACAGACAAAUCUAGGAUGUACUCCAGAAAGAAAAUUCGCGCCUUAAUUGAGAGCUUGGCGCUUCGGUGGGGGGAAGGGGGAAUAUAUGAGCCAACGCACAAGCACAUCUGUAACAUGUUACGUUAGGGUGCGUUUAGAUGGAGAAAGAAAUAGCGGAACGGAAAAGAGAUAUGGUCAGCCAAUCAGAGUAAUUCCGUUCUGUUGUUUGAUAGAUAGGUUUCACAUGGCACAGAACUGUUACGGAAUGUAACAAAACGGAAAACAUUCUAACCUAUCAACAUCGAAAAUUUUACAAUUGAUAAGUUGAUAGGAUCAUCAAUUAUUAAUUGAUGUUGAUAGGAACAUCAACUAUUAAUUAAUGUUGAUAGGAACAUCAAUUAUUAAUUGAUGUUGAUAGGUUAGAAUGUUUUGCGUUUUUGUUUCGUUUCGUAACAGUUAUGUGCAGUUGUGUGAAACCUACCUAUCAAACAACAGAACGGAAUAAAACGGAAUUACUCUGAUUGGCUGACCCCCACUAUAUCUCUUUUCCGUAACUGUUCCGUUACGCUAUUUCUUUCUCCAUCUGAACGCACCAUCGACAUAUAGGGCUGCGUUCAGAUUCCCCACCCGGGUGUAUUCUAUUACUAGAACUGCUAUAGUAUAUGUCACAUAUACUAUAGUGUUUCUAGUAAUAGAGUGCACCCGGAUGAGGAAUCUGAACGCACCCUAGAAUGGACUGCUAAAUGAAGUGAUAGGAAUAGGAACAGAUGUAGAGUGAGGCAGACAAUAGUAGGACACUUUCCGUCUCUGUUUACUGAAAUUUGAAUAGCUGCAGCAAUUUCAGCAAUACUGUAUCCUGCGAAAGUCAGGCUGCAAGCUAGACGCAAAAGUAUUAUUUCACGCUACAUCUUUAUUACGUUGCUCGAAAAUAUCAUGUAAUACAAAAAUUAAAAUAGUACAUUUUGUCCAGUUAACCAAUUAAUACUACUGCAUAUAUAA
Messenger RNA from Odontomachus brunneus, 4174 nucleotides. RefSeq lists its product as uncharacterized. The coding region runs from base 864 to 1760 and encodes 298 amino acids. The record is from RefSeq and is a predicted model, not a curated record. The transcript has 2 exons. NCBI's taxonomy places the organism in Eukaryota, Metazoa, Arthropoda, Insecta, Hymenoptera, Formicidae.